CCGCGCGGAGGGGGGCGGGCGCAGCGGCCGCGGCACCGGAGCCCUCCCGGCGUCCCCCGCGGUGACCCCUGACCCCGCUCCCGGCCGGGCCCGGCCCGGCCCUGCGAUCCCCGCCCCGGCCAUGGAGGCGGCCGCAGACCCGGCCCCGGCGGGGAAGCGGAGGCGGUUCACGCUGCGGCAGGAGGGUCCCGCCGACCCCGCGGUCCCGUCGCUCUUCAAACCCUCCGCGGCUCGCCCUGAGCCCCCUCCCGUGCUCCCCCCGCCGCCCCCGGGGCCCAGCUCCUACGCCGAGUACGUGGUGCAGCAGUCGGCCGCCCCCGGAGCCGCCGAACCGCUCCCGGCUUCACCCCGGCCCUCCCCGGCCCCCGAGCCUGACGGCCCGCCGGAGGGGGGCGUACCGGGCGGGGGCGGCCCCGGGGCCGUGCCCCCCCUGCCCGUGCUCAAGCCGGGUGCCAAGAGCAGCGGCAUCGUCGUCAGCCCGCGGCAGCGGGGCAACCCGGUGCUGAAGUUCGUCCGCAACGUCCCCUGGGAGUUUGGUGACAUUGUCCCUGACUACGUCCUGGGCCAGAGCACCUGCGCCCUCUUCCUGAGCCUGCGGUACCACCACCUCCACCCCGACUACAUCCACGACCGCCUGCGGCAGUUGGGCAGGAGCUACGGGCUGCAGCUGCUGCUGGUCCAGGUCGACGUGAAGGACCCGCACCAGGCGCUGAAGGAGCUGGCGAAGGUCUGCAUCCUGGCUGACUGCACCCUCCUGCUGGCCUGGAGCCCCGAGGAGGCCGGGCGGUACCUGGAGACCUACAAGGCCUACGAGCAGAAGCCACCCGACCUGCUGAAGGAGCGGGUGGAGCAGGAUUUUCUCUCCCGGAUGACCGACUGCCUGACCAGCGUCAAGUCGGUCAACAAGACGGACGCGCUGAGCCUCCUCACCGCUUUCGGGUCGCUGGCAGCCGUGGUGGGUGCCUCCAGGGAGGACCUGUCCCUCUGCCCCGGCGUCGGGCCCCAGAAGGCCAAGCGGCUCUUCGAUGUCCUGCACGAGCCCUUCCUCAAGGUUCCCAAAUGAGCGGCUGCGCAAAAAUCUGGUUUUUAUAAUAAAUGGCAUUUAUCGAU
This is a messenger RNA of Chroicocephalus ridibundus (black-headed gull), 1110 nucleotides long. RefSeq names its product ERCC excision repair 1, endonuclease non-catalytic subunit (gene ERCC1). Bases 122 to 1063 code for a protein of 313 amino acids. Gene Ontology annotation, biological process: UV-damage excision repair; mitotic recombination. Lineage: Eukaryota; Metazoa; Chordata; Aves; Charadriiformes; Laridae. Gene Ontology annotation, cellular component: ERCC4-ERCC1 complex; nucleus; nucleotide-excision repair factor 1 complex. Gene Ontology annotation, molecular function: single-stranded DNA binding; damaged DNA binding. The record is from RefSeq and is a predicted model, not a curated record. The transcript is spliced from 9 exons.